ACUUUUAAGGGUCCGAUUUCGAAAAGGGCCAACUUUAGCAAAGAAAGUGAGACGUCAAUAUCAGAGCUUCUGAAGGCAUCCAUGGACGAGUGUGCUAAAGAGUUAAAACUGAAUGUAGAUGAGCUCAGGGAAAAGUCUAGUGGUUCCUCUGACAAAUCUAUCCAUUGUCUCUACUCUUGUAUUUUAAAAAAUAAGGAUGUGCUAAACGAGGAAGGCAAAAUAGAUUUCGACAAAGGACUCGAAGUAUUGAAGGGUAUUACGUCAAACGAGGAUGAUUAUAAGGUUAUGGAAAACAUUGCAAAAUCUUGUGCUGUGGUAAACGAUGAGAAAGUGACUGAUGGGAUCAAGGGAUGCGAAAGAGCUCGUCUUCUUUUAACCUGCAUCGCGAGUAUAAUAUAAACUGUAGAAAAAGAUAAGGUGUGCUACCACGACGUGACAAGAUGCGCAACGCAACGCACC
Molecule: messenger RNA, 459 nt
Organism: Hyposmocoma kahamanoa
Lineage: Eukaryota; Metazoa; Arthropoda; Insecta; Lepidoptera; Cosmopterigidae
Exons: 5
Coding region: 82-399 (105 amino acids)
Molecular function (GO): odorant binding
Source: RefSeq, a predicted model, not a curated record